CAAAUGUGACCAAUGACUAUCUCUCAUUGCAAUUUCUUCGCCAAGUGGAAUAAAAUGUAUUUUUUUACGGGAUUAUGUCAACGGUGUGAGGUUUCAGGUGGAUUCUUCAUGAAGUUGUGAAUCCGGUCUAAACUGAAGCCAUGCUGAAAUGGCUUUCCGGUGAAGAGGGAGAGCCUGGCUCUGUAGGUCCAGGCUCCCCCCAUGGUGCUGCUGUUGCUGGUGCAGAGGUUCCUUUAGAAGAAAUGUCGGAGCGGCUCUCCCAAACUGAGCUGCUUGUCACGCAGCUGAAGGAGAUGAUCCGGGAGAAGGAAGCCGCACUUCGCUCCAAAGAUGACCAACUUAAAGUGGAGAAGGACGCGUGUGAGUCCAGACUGUCAAAGCUGCGUCUGCAGAACAAAGCCAAGGUGACCUCCCUCAGCGCACAGCUGGAGGAGCUGAAGAAACAACAGGGAGGUCAGGGCACGCCAACACACGGCAAGAAGGGCUCAUCAGAGGGAGGAGAGUCUGCCAGUCGGGGGAAGAUCGUGUUGCUUAAGAAGAGAGUUGAGGAGCUGGAACACCAGCUCGCACACAGACAGGAGGAGCUGGACAAAGAGAGGAAGGAGGUGGAGGCCCAGCGGCAGCGAGGCGAGGAAAUGGACGGCAUGCUGACGGAGAGAGACAGGAAGCUGGCAGAAAAAGAGGCUUAUAUUGUUCACCUGCAGACGGCGCUGGCAGGAGAUCAGCCCGUCACACCUGCUCCACAACAACAGGUGUCAGAGGACGGGGGAGCGAUGCAGGAGCUGCAGCUGCUGGUGCAGAGCCUCACCAGGAAGGUGGGCGAAGCGGAGGAGCGCUACAGUUUGCUGCAGGAGCAGACAGAGAGCUUCAAAGAGCUGCUGGCCACAGAGAAGGAGCAGUACAUGCAGAAGGAGAACAUGUACAAACAGAACAUCCAGACAUUCAAAGAAAUCAUUCUUCAGAAAGAUAACCAGCUGAUGGAGAUCACCCAGAUGCACGAACAGGAGCUCUUCAAGCUAACAGCAAAGUCUGAUGCCAGUGCAGACUUGGAGCAGCUUUUGAAGGCUCUAAAGCAGAAGCUUCAUGAGAAGGAGGAGGUGCUGCUGGGUAAAACGCAGGUCAUUGAUGUUCUGCAGGGAGAGCUGGAUGGCAGGGACCAACAGAUAAAGGAGCAUUCAGAGCGGCUCCGCCGGCUGCACGUAGAGCGAGAGAGCCUGGAAUCCAAGAUGGAGGCAGAGAAGCAUGUGAUGCGAGCACAGCUUCGCGACCUGAUGGAGAAGCAGCAGGCGGAGGUGCAGCGAGUGACCGAGCAGCAUCAGGCACAGAUGGCCCUAACGGAGCAGGAGCUCCUGGGGCAGCUGGAGGAGAUGAGGAGGGCCUCGGUCGCAGCACCACCUCCCAGUCUGGAGGCCUCAGGAAGUGGAAGCAUGCCUGCAGAUUCAGCCUCCACCCAAAGGAUCGCUGAGCUGGAAGAACGAGCAAAAAAUAAAACAGACGAAGCCAACAGGUCCGAGGCCAAAUUCCUGAAAACGAAAGCGUGGUCUAAGUCUCGGAUCAGACAGUUGGAGGAGGAGUUGAAGAAAAGCCAAGCUGGAGGUGCCCCCCCAGACCUGAACGCCCUGCGCAGUCGUAUCACAGCACUGGAGGAGGAGCGACAGGAAAACCUCUGGAAAGUGGAGCAAUAUGAGGAGCUGAAAGCACAGACCGAAAUGCUGGAGGCUAAGCUGGUGGUGUACGAGGAGCAGCAGAGGACACUACAAGCAGACCUGGAGCAGUUCACCAAGAGGGCAGCCUCUCAGGCCAGUGAGUCCGGCAGCGCUGACGACGCUCAGAGCCAGGUGCUGGAGUGGCAGGAGAUGGUGUCCGAUGCAGUCAGCGCCAGGGACCGAGCCAAGGAGGAGAAGGCCGCCAUGGUCCUCCGCAUGAGCCACAUGGAGGAGGAACGAGAGGCACUGGCCACUCGGCAGCAGGAGUUGGAGGAGGAGCUGACUCAAGCUCGGGGGCUCGGACACCACCGGGCCAAGACGCUGGCAGCUCCGGCCCAACGCAGCCUGCAGGAGGACUUUGAGUUUGACGGGCAGGCUAAUACGGAGAGCACGACCCCGAUGGAGGGAGAGAACAUGGGAGGUUGGUGGCCCGAGUACAGUACUCCUGACACAGGCGGUCUGCGGUCUGUUGUGGAGGAGCUGGAGCUGGAAAGGAAUCAGCUGCAGGAGCAGAUACUGAGCCUGGAGGAACGCUGUCAAGAUCUGGAGGAUCGUCUGCAGCUGCAGGCUCGCAUAGAGGCGUUACAGAAUGAGUCGGAGAGGCUGCAGAGCCAACUGGCCAGCGUCCGGAGUCAACAGAGCAGAGAUGCAGAGAAGCACCAGCUGCUGGUGAGCAGCCUCAACGAGCAGCUCAAAGGACUGAGUAACGCACAGGAGUGCCUGGAAAGCUCGCUCAUCGAGAAGGAGAAUACUUUAGCCAAGACGUCGGAGAAACUCGAGCUCAUCAACGGCCUCCGAGAAUCUUUGAGCGAAAAAGAAAUUCAGUACAAAGAAGUUUCUGACAAGCUGCUUCAGACGGAGCUCUCUCUGGAGAAUGUUUCCAAGAAAUGCAGCAGCUCAGAGAAACAGCGCUCUGAGUUAAAGUCAGAGGUCGUGGACGUCACGCAGAAGCUGAGUGUGCUGAAGGAGAAGACACAAAAGCAGGAAGUCACCAUAGACAGUUUACAAACUGAGCUUGAUCAGACAAACGAGGAGCUGGACAAGUUAAAUUCCGCCCACUUGGAAGAACGAGCCCAACUCAUUCAUGACCUUCAAAGCUGUGAGCGGGAAAUGGACAUACUGAGAGAUGUGCUGUUGGAAAAGGACGAGGAGAUAUCAACCCUCUCUGGCAACAUGGCGGAGUAUGCAGAGCAGGUCACACUGCUGAAGCAGGAUAUCAAACUCAAAGAAGAGAACCUGGUGCGUGUAGAAAGUGCACUGAGUAAGGUAGAGCGGGAGGCCAUGAUUAUCAGAGAGUCUCAGACUUCAGACCAGCAAACCCUGGACAGCAAGAUGACGGAGCUGGUGGAGAAACUGAAGGAUAAUGAGAUGGAGUUGGUCAAAGCCAAAGAGGAAAGAGAGUCUAGCGUGGCUGAGAUGGAACAUCUGAUACAGCAGUCUGAAGAGGACAAGAAAAUGAUCCAGGACCUUCGGGGCCAGAUCCAGAAGCAGAUUGUGAGCCAGCGUAAUCAUCUCUCGGAGUGUGAAACACACAUCACUUCACUGAAGGAACAGCUGACUCUAUCCACCCUGAAGCAGCAGGAGUCAGAAGACCUCCUGCUGCAGCUCAAGGACAAAAACACCAGCAGUGAGCAACUACAGCAACAGCUUCAUGAUGAAGAGCAGAAGUAUGAAAUGGAACUCAAAUCUUUCAAGGAUGAGCAGAACAAACUCCUGUCACAGGUGGAGAAAUACAAUCGUGAAAUGCAGACGUUGUCACAACAGUUAGAGGAGCAAGUCCAGAGCGAGGAGCUCAUCAAACAGGAAAUACAAGAGAAAGUAGAAACCAUAGCAUCACUGGAAGACCAGCUGAAGACCACAGAUAAACAGGCUGAGCACGAGAGGCAGACAUUUAACACUGAAUUACAAAACCGUGAUUCCGAAAAGGAGAAACUGAGCAAUGAACUUGACAGCAAAUCUGAAAAUAUCUCCAAACUCAAGAAUCUAUUAAAAAACAUGAAGACGGAGAAAAAGAAGCUGCAAGAAAAGCUUAAAGCGUUGACUGAGGAGCUUGAGCUGCAAAAGCAGAAUGUAAAUCAACUUAGUGAAAAGAUCACAGCUGCGCUUGAACUCAACCAAAGUCUGGAGACUGGAGCAGAUCGUCUGACGAAGGACAACCAGAGACUUGAACAGGAAGUUACUGAGAGCAGAAAAACUAUUUCAGAAGCUACACUGGAAAAGGAGUCUUUGCAAACCAAAGUGUCCGCAUUGGAAACGCAGCAUUCACAAAACAACGCAAUAAUUGAAGGGCUACAAAAAGAGAAGGAGGAUUUGACUCUCCGCACUAAUGAGUUGAUGCGAGUUGUUGAGCAGAGCUCUCACUCCACCUCAGAGCUUCUGCUGGCAAAAACUAAUGAAUGUAGUAAUCUCAGCCAGUUACUCAGGGACACGGAGGAGAAGGUGCAACGCUUGUCCUCUACAGUAGAGCAGCUCCAGCAUGACGGGGCAGAAAAAGAGCAGGCGGUCAGCGAGCAUCGAGCACAUAUCGAGGCCCAACAACACCAGCAAGUGCAGCUCCAGGAAACACUGUCUCUGCUCCGAGAACAGGAAAGCAGUCUGAAGUCUGGGCUGAUGGAGAAGGAUGCAGUGGUGAAAGAGAAGCAGGAAGGGUACAACAGUUUGCAGAAGGACUUUACGCACCAGCAAAGUAUUGUGUCAAAGCUACAAGCCGAAGCUGAAUCACUUAAUAAAGAACACACGCAGCUUCGCCAGCAGAUUAAAGAGAGAGAAGACAUGUUGAAAAACGUGACGCAACAGUGUCAGAAGCACAAAGACAAAGUCAACGAUACAAACAACACCGUGAAGUCUCUGAGGGAACAAAUCCGCGUCAUGGAGGAAAAUGCCAGAAAGCUGGAGUCUGAAGCAGAACGCAGGCGAACAGAGAUGAACAGCUUAAACAGCAACAUCCAGGCAGUGACUGAGGAAAACCAGCAGCUCCGGGCUGCUUGUGAAGCCAGAGAGAAGCAGCUUUCUCAGCAAACACAGGUUCUAUCCGACCUGGAUGGACGACUCAGAGCGACUCUUGAACAGAACUCCACUUUUAACGUGAAUAUAAGCAGCCUGACAGAAAACAAUCGGAGACUACAAGAAGAGUUAGCGCAGAACAUCAAAUCACUUUCUCAACUAACCACCGACAGGAGUUUACUUCAAGAACUCAAUUCUGGGCUUGAAAUUCAGAAGGAGCAGCUUACUGUUGAAGGAGAGGAAUUAAAAAAGAUCUUCAGGGAAAGCGAGAAGUCAAACUCUGCAGGUUUGUUUGAGAAGACAAGUGAAUGUGCUCAUCUGUCAAAAACCUUAAAGGAGAGAGAAGAACAACUUCAAAGUCUGGAAGAGCAAGUUGAUGGCUUCAAGAAGCAAGUUAGUCAACAAAGUUCACAGUUAGAAGCUCAGCAGGACCAACUGCUGCAGCUUCAGGAGACCAUAUCAAUGCUUCAGGAACAAGGACGUGUCCUCAAGUCAGGGCUGAUGGAGAGAGACACCAUGUUUCAGCAGAAAGCACAGGAGUGUAGCCUUCAUCAGACUGAAGUCGUGCAACAGAAAGCCCUCGUAUUACAGAUGCAGGGGGAGGUGGAGUCACUCAGGCAAGAGUGCGUGGAGGCGAAACAGCAGAUAGAGCUCAAAGAAAAGUCAUUAAAAGACGUAACGGAUGAGUUUCUGAACCACAGAGACGAGCUGAAUAAACGAAGCGAGUCGCUGAUCUCACUCAGCAGCCAGCUCGCUGCCAUGAACGACAGCGCUGCAGAGGCCGAGGUGGAAAUGACCAACCUGAAGAGCUCUGUGCAGAAACUCACUGCAGAGAAUUGUCAGCUGACGCAGGAGGAGGAGCAGAGGAAAGCAGAGAUGAUCGAUUCUAACGAUAAUAUUCAAGCACUGAAUGAGCAGAAUACAAGAUUCAAAUCUGAACUUCAGAAAACUGUGACAGCGUUGUCCAAAGCACACCAAGAGGUUGCACAUUUCAAAACUGCGGUCUGUGAUGUGGACAACAAAUUUAAAACUGCAGACUCGGAGAAGGAGAGGCUACAUUUGACCAUGCAAGAAAGAGAGGACUCCCUGAAACAACAGGAGCAUUUGAUCCAACAGCUCAACAGCAGGAUCACUGAGCAGGAGCAGCGGCUGCAACAGGAAGCACACGACAAUGUCAGUUUAAAUGCAAAGGUUUCAGAGAUGGAAGAUUCUGUCUGUAAACUCAGAGGACAGGUUCACAGUCUUUCUUCAGAGUCUUCUUUACUGAAAAACACUUUGGAGCAAAAAGAACGGUCAAGUCUGGAAUAUGAAAGUCGUUCCUCAGCUGCCGUUGAAAACCUCAAUUCAAAUCUACAAGCCAAAGAGGUCGAGUGUGAGAGCUUGAAAGAAAAGAGUUCCCAGCUUGAACAAUCGGUCACAAAGCUCAACAGCACCCUCCAAGCACAGAUGUCUGAAGUGGAAAAGCUGAAACAGGUGUUGGGAGAAAGAGAGGCGGCGCUUUCAGAACAAUCAACGUCUCUUCAGGAUAUUCAGAGGACAGCAGAUGAAGCGUUGCUCUUCAAAACUCAGUUCAUGGAAAGCACAGAGUUGGUGUCACAGCGACAGACUCAAAUUCAGCUGCUGUCCACUGAGUCUGAAAACCUCAAAAGGUCAACAGAAAAAACACAAAGUGCCUUUAACAACCUACAAGAGAAGUAUGCAGCCAACUUAGAGGAGCUGCGCGAUGUGAGAAAGCAAGUGUCCCAAAGGACGCACGAGGUGUCCGACCUUCAGAAGUCAUUGGACGACACCAGUAACGGACAUCAGACGGCAAAGAGCACGAUAGGAAAACUGAGAAAUGAGUUAUCUGCGAUGCAUCACAAACUUGAGAAAAGCGUUGAGCUGAACGCCAGCCUUUCAAAGGAAAAGGAAGAAGCUUUUGCUUCUCAUCAAACAAGCGUGUCACUGCUGACCGUAGAAAUAGAAAGACUCAAAUCACAACAUCUUCAAGUUGUGGCGCAAAUGAAUGCACUAACAGAAAACGUCGAGCAGAGGGAAAUGGCUCUCCAUGCAAUUAACAGUCAGUACACAUCCCAGGCCAAACAAGCAUCCCAGCUGCUUUCAGAGAUGCAGAAACUAGAACAGCAGAAUAAGAGACUAAAAGAGGAGAUUGGUUGGUCACAGGAAGAGCACCAGAAGCUUCUUACAGCUGUCCGUAAUGAAAACACACAUUUGCAAGAGGAAGUUAGAAAACAUCAGGCAGAGAGGGAAGAGCUGGAAACGAGACAUCAUCAAAUAUGGGCCUCGCAGGGGGAGCUGCAGGUUCAAAUGGAGCAGCAGUCCAGCAGCAUGAACGAAAUAAUGGAGAAAGUGAUGUCCGAGAAGGAGAGCCUUCAAGCAAAGGAGACGAGGCGGAAGAUGGACGAACUCCAGCAAACUGUAAAGAAGAUGCAGAGUUACAGACUGUCGCCCGAACAAGAGAACGGCAGCUACCAGGAAGAAACGGCAGAUCUGAGAUCUGACUCGGAGAGGACGGACGCUCAAGUCAAGGAAGUCGUUCUGGCAGGUGGCAGUGGAGCGGACGAGGCGGUGCGUCAGCUGGAGGCAGAGAGGAUGCAGCUCCACAGAGACCUACAGCGCUGCAUGUAUGAGAUCCAACAACGAGACCAGUUCCUGCAGCAACUCAACCCCAAGCUGCAGCAGGCGAUGGAGGAGAAGGGAGCUGUUGCAGCUCAGUUGAGAUCCGUUUCCCAAACCCUGAGGGACACCCAGAACCGCUGCCACUGGCUGGAAAACCAAGUCCAGAGCCAGACGCAGGGGUCAGUAUACGCUGAGGUUGCACCUGGAGCCCCCCAGGAGAGAAGCAACAACUCCAUGAUUGCUGAUUCCAGUCUGCUACAAGAAAGGCUGCUGGAGCUGGAGCAGAGUCUGACGGAGGAGAGAGCGAGGAGGGAGUCGGCUGAGGAGGCUCUGCGUCUCGCUGAGGACCGAGCAAAGAGUGUUGGCUCCAGUCCGCGGGACUUUAAUAUCGAGAUGGAGACAGAAGAGGAGUGGGAAGCUCUCAGUCUCAACCCCAGCCAGCCUCUAAUAACACGAAAGGUGAAAGGAGGCAUGGCGGCGUGUCGACACUGGCUCAGAGGGAGGAGCCUCUACUUCUCCCGGCUGCUGACGAGCCGCGCCCGCUCUCGUUAUCUCUUCCUGACCUACCUGCUCACCAUCCACGCGCUCGUCCUCAUGUGCCUCACCGGCGCCCUGUAGCCACGGCGCGCCGGGAAACUACACAUAACGGUUCGAGGUUAAAACUGAAAGUGUGUUUUUGUUUUUAACGUCCUGUGUGUGUUGUGCAGCACGGGGAGACACUACGGCGGGGGAGACGCUCCUGUUGAUGUUGAACAUUCAGUGUAAUGUGAAGUCGUCUGGGUUCAGCUGCAGGGAUGUGAAAGUGACACGUUUGUUUUGCUGUUUUCAGAUGAAAUUGUUUCAUUUUUAUUUCUCUGUCUGUUGUUUUUGAGUUCCCUUGAAAUGACUGUAUAUUCUGUUCUUUAAAUAUUCUUUGGAAAAUCAAGCCUUAAAAUAUGAUUCUGCGUCCUGCGAGGUGGUUUUAGUGUUUAGCUGUUGCAGUUUGUUGUGUUCAGAUCCAAAUAAGUAAGAAGACGAGGAACAAAGUAAAAGUAAGGACUUGAUGAAACUCUUACAUAGAAGCCUAAGAAGGUGCAGAAAGCCAUAUCCCUUCCAAACACUACGGUAUAAAUGUUUCCCCGAGCUGAGAGCAAAGCGAUCACACGUCUCACCAGCUGCUGCCUGCUUUCAUAUCUUGCACAUAAUCGUAAUGCUGAGUUCAAACUAUGCACUGAAGCUCCAAAUGUGUACAUAAUCAUGUUCUAUAAGCUCCCUGCACCCCCCCCCCUUUAAACACAAUCUCUCGUCACAUAUGGAGGGCGGCGACGCUUGGAUAUGUUUUAUUCUGGUAUCGUGGUAUGCCAUUGGACAUGUACUGCAGAGGAUAUGAAAGUACAUACUGUGUGUAUUUAUGUGUGAGAGGGUACGCUGUACAUUGUAUGUUUGUGAUGCCUGGACAGACUGGAAGGUAAAGUGUGAAGCUGCUUCCUGCUGUGUCACCUGACCCAGGUGUGUAGAACGACGCGGCUGCUGGGGAGGCUGUGACCUCUGAUGAUCUGUACAGGUGUGAUGUAUUUAUGAAACAGGUGAACUACUGAGAAAUGUUCAGGUGGUGUAUUUUCUCCACUGCCUCCAUUUGUAAGAGGCCGUGAUGCUGUUGGAGGCGAGAGGCCGGUGCAAUACUCCGCCAGCCGAGACAUUUAAUAAAGCUUAUUGAACCUUU
This is a messenger RNA of Cottoperca gobio, 9030 nucleotides long. Its product is annotated as golgin subfamily B member 1. Bases 141 to 7946 code for a protein of 2601 amino acids. Lineage: Eukaryota; Metazoa; Chordata; Actinopteri; Perciformes; Bovichtidae. The transcript has 29 exons. The record is from RefSeq and is a predicted model, not a curated record. Gene Ontology annotation, cellular component: Golgi apparatus.